CCUCCGGCUAGAGUCCACAGCGCAGCGCGUUCAUCUCCUCACCGCCGCCGCCGCCGCCCUUCCCUCCUCCCCGACCGCUGCGUCAACCGUCAGCCUCUAGCGAUGGCGACAGAGACUCCGCAGCCGGAGAAGAAGAAAGCGCCGCUCCCCAAGGUGGUCACGCUCAACAAGGCCCUCAAGCUGGCUCAGACAUGGGUGGACAAAAUGACUGCAUCGGAGCCAGAUGAACCCAAUGACAAGGAUUUUGAGGGCAGGCCAUCCAGGCUUGGUCUUGGUGCUAAACUGGCACCUGGUGUGAAGCGUGCGGCUCCCACUAACCCAGUUGAGAGGAAGUUGCUCGGGAAGGUGAAUGCUCAGAAGAGAAAAGCCUUGGAGGAUGAGAAUAGAACUGCUAAGGAGGCAAAUGAGUCCAGUGAUGGUGAUAGUGAUGAGCCUGAAAGCAGAACCAGUGCCUUUAACAAGAAGAGGACAUUGCCUUCAGUUACUUCUACAUCUUUAGGGAAGAAGGCAAAGUGACAGGUUGUAUUCAUAGGCUAUUGGGAGUGAUAUGCUUGUUCUGGUUGGAGGUUCUUACUAACUCCCAGAUUGAUGCUAUUGCCAUGGUCUUAGUAUACCCUCUCAUAGUGUAGUAUGUGAUUUCUGAACUGUAAAGGGAUAGCUGUGCUGUUAUUGUUAAUUGCCAGUUCAGAAAUUGACAUAUUGUCUGUUCGAAGCUAAAUACACUGUGGUACUCUUUUGAUUAUUUU
Molecule: messenger RNA, 746 nt
Organism: Panicum hallii
Lineage: Eukaryota; Viridiplantae; Streptophyta; Magnoliopsida; Poales; Poaceae
Exons: 3
Coding region: 103-516 (137 amino acids)
Source: RefSeq, a predicted model, not a curated record